AUGAAUGAAGCACCCAUAACCCGUUCUAACCUAAAUGUGAACUCCCAGCAGAAGUGCAAAGCAAAGAAGAAUAUUAAGAAUACAUUUAGCUCAAAUGAAUUGUCAUUCAUCGAGCAAAAAUACCAAAAACGUCUUAAGAAGCACAAAAACAUAGGAGACGACAUCACUGCUGAAGGUAAUUUCUCACCUUCUCCAUGGAGGCUCAUCUCUAGUGUGCUUGGUGUCAUAUGCCUUCUCCUGAUGGCUGCAACCAUCGUGGUGACCAUUUUUACUACAAAUCCAUCUUCUGAAAGAACAUCUUCCACCAUCCAGCAAAAAGGACCUCAUCAUCCCUGUCCGGAGGACUGGGUCUGGUUCAGAUGCAGCUGUUAUUACUUCUCCAAGGAAAAUCUAAGUUGGAGAGAGAGUCAGCGUGCCUGCUUGUCUCUCAAUUCCAGUCUCCUACGGAUGGAGAGAGAGGAGAUGGAUUUCUUCACUUUGAAAUCCUUCUUCUGGGUUGGCGUUUACUACAACGAGACCAACGAACAGUGGCUGUGGGAAAACCAUUCGGUUCUACCCUCUGAGAUGGUUUAUGGUCUUCAAAUUUAUAUGAAUUACUCCUGUGCAUCUUAUAAAUUAAAAGGAGCUUAUUUGGCUGAAAACUGUGCAACUAAACUGCCAUAUGUUUGCAAGAAGUAUCAUUUUUAA
Molecule: messenger RNA, 687 nt
Organism: Psammomys obesus (fat sand rat)
Lineage: Eukaryota; Metazoa; Chordata; Mammalia; Rodentia; Muridae
Product: killer cell lectin-like receptor subfamily E member 1
Exons: 6
Coding region: 1-687 (228 amino acids)
Biological process (GO): positive regulation of natural killer cell mediated cytotoxicity; stimulatory C-type lectin receptor signaling pathway
Source: RefSeq, a predicted model, not a curated record